Heteronotia binoei (common prickly gecko) is the source of this 1641-nucleotide messenger RNA. RefSeq names its product atrial natriuretic peptide receptor 2-like. The record is from RefSeq and is a predicted model, not a curated record. The transcript has 7 exons. NCBI's taxonomy places the organism in Eukaryota, Metazoa, Chordata, Lepidosauria, Squamata, Gekkonidae. Gene Ontology annotation, molecular function: signaling receptor activity; peptide hormone binding. The coding region runs from base 1 to 1641 and encodes 546 amino acids. Gene Ontology annotation, cellular component: membrane.
AUGGCGGCGCCACCGCCGCUCCUGCUGCUGCUGCUGCCAGCCCUGCUGGGGGUGCCCUCCGCCGCCUCCGCCCAGGCCAGCGCCGCCCCGUCGGGGGAGGUGAGGCUCGGGGUGCUGCUGCCGCGGCGCAACCUGCGCUACCCCUGGGCCUGGCCUCGCGUCAAACCCGCCCUGAGCCUGGCCCUGGAGUCCCAGCUGCGCCCCCCGGGCCUCGCCCUCCGCACCGCCUUCGCCUCCACCGAGGACCCGGAUGGCGACUGCGACUUCGAAAUGGCCCUGUGGAAGGCCGCGAAGCUGAAGUGCUUGCACGACCUCGAUGUGCUGCUCGGGGCGGGCUGCGGCCACCCAGCCUACUUUGUGGGGCGCUUAGCCCGGCACUGGCAGCUGCCGCUCCUUCGAGCCGGCGCCUAUGGAAGAAGCAGCGUGCGUCUCGGCAGCACGGUGGUGUACGCCGGUCUCCUGGGGCCUGCCCUCGACGCCUUCCUGCUCCGGCUGCACCGGCGCUUCAACUGGACCUCCCCCGCCGCCCUUGUGUACGAUGAGGACUUCGAUUACUGGCAAUACUAUUCCCCCUUUUUCAUGCGAUUUGGAGUAGACGUCUGGACCACCCACUCCCACGGAUAUGGGCAGCCCGAGGAGGCGGUCCGGUUCAUCCGGGCCAAGGGGCGAGUGGUCUACAUUUCUGGGCCCCUGAAGAUGUUGCAGGAGAUCAUGCACCAGGUACAGGCUCAGAACAUGACCGGCGGUGACUACAUCUUCAUCUACCUGGACGUUUGGGGGGAAAGUAUGAGAGCUGAGGGGCAUCGUGAGGCCAAGAAGCCCUGGCAGAGCACGGAGAGCCAAGAUACAGGAAUCCUCCGAGAGGCCUUCCAGACGGUGCUGGUGGUCACUCCCCAUGAGCCCCAAACCCCCGAAUACCGGCGUUUCCAGAGCCAGCUGGUCCAGCGUGCCCAGAGGGACUUUGGUGUGGCUGUGAAUGACUCCGUGGGGACGCUGGUGGCCGGCUGCUUCCAUGACGUGCUGCUGCUGUAUCUCAGGGCCCUGAACGAGACGCUGCAGGAAGGUGGAACCAAGCGGAACACCAGCCGCAUCCUGGAGAAGAUGAGGGGCCUGAAAUUCCAGGGUGUCACUGGGACGGUGAGCCUCAAUGGAGACAAUGAACGAGAGAUGGAUUUUGACCUGUGGGCCAUGAGGGAUGUGGAGAGCGGAGAAUUCCAGGUGGUGGCUCAUUUUGUGGGCUCAGAGAACCAGACGAACUGGCUGGGGCCCAUCCACUGGAAGAAGGGGAGCCCUCCUCUCGACAACCCGCCCUGUGUCUUCGACAUGGAUGACCCCUCCUGUGGUAAGAGUGGGUGUGUCCAAGGGCAGUUCAAGACUGUGAGUGGUGGAAGCAGACCUUUGGCUCUUGUGGCAUCUCCAGGAGGGGGUGUGGAACCUCCAGUGGACAAGGGGCCUCCCUCUCAGCCACUUGGGCUGUGGGCUGCUUUGGGGAGCACCUUGUUCCUCACGUCAGGAGGUUUCUCGGCAUCGUGUGAACCUGCCCUUGCCAAAGACCCCUUCACCCAGCAGCCCGAAAGCUGCAUUUCCAGAGGCAGUGGAGGAGGGCGCAUGCCCAGGGGAUAUGGAUCUCCAUGCCUGUGA